Molecule: messenger RNA, 3487 nt
Organism: Caenorhabditis auriculariae
Lineage: Eukaryota; Metazoa; Nematoda; Chromadorea; Rhabditida; Rhabditidae
Source: the annotation of a GenBank genome assembly
AUGGCCGUCCAGGAUUUCCUUCAGGUCAGUUUUUCUCGUUCAAAACUCCGUUUAAAAAGGCGUGGCUAUCCAGUCAGAGCUCUAGGUCGUUGGUGCAAACUUUCGAAAUACUUGAUGAAGUAAGCCGCUUUGAUAAAAAAUUUGUCUUGAAAUCAAGCAGCACUGCUUCAAAAUGAAGAAAAUGUGCCUUAUUCCAUCGUUGAUGUUUCUGACCCCUUUUUUUGGAAACGUCAAUUUUUCUGGAGCAUGAACAGACUAGGGGAUGAAGAGAAGCAGGUCUGGUCCACAAUCAUAGUGAUCCCAUCGUAACCGCUACGCAUUGAGCCAUUCUCCGUGCGACCGAAAUCGGCUCUGAACUGACUUUUAUUUCAGAAUGAGUCUGUGGGAAGCCUUGCGGGACGAAUGAUAAGAAGAAUCACAAAGGAACAGCAUCUGGAAGGCUUUACCGAUAGACAAGUCUAUCGAAUUCUGGCUGCGGUUGGGAUUUCGACGCUUCUCAUUUUCGAAAAACAGUUUCUUAGGCAAAAGAGCAACUCGAAAAACUUGGAGCUUUGAUAAAAGUCGGCGUUCCGAUCAUUAUUUUUGGCGAUAUUCAUGGACAACUCGGCGAUUUACUCAGGUACGUCGUGAGUUGUUCGAAGUCCCUUCCUCGAGUAUUUGAAGGAGCGUAGACAGUUUUCGAAAAGGUCUCGAGGCGAAUGAAUGUAGUAAAAAUUAAUUUGAGCUACGCCGAUCAUCAAGCAGAAAUAAUUCGUGAAAUCAAAUUUGAAUGACCAUUCGGAGUUGUUCAAAGACCUUCUGUGACCAGUUGAAUAAUUGAACCUUGUUUGCUUUCUCACUAAAAUAUCUUACUGGGACGUUUAGAGGAGCCUAGACAGUUUUUGAAAAUCUUUACGAGGCAGAAUGACUUUUUUUCAGGUUAUGAAAGAGUUCUGCUCCUUUUAAUACCUCAACUAUGACUUCUUAACAACGAUAUUUGAAAUUGGGGGAACAGGAAGCGUGGAAUCACUGAAACUAUUAACUUGAGUACUUAUUUAAGUAAUUUCCACUGACUAUGCUUCUUUUUGUAGAGGCUCUCCGAAAACUCUUCUAUUUUCAAGGAAAAGUCUUUUGCGCUUUCGUAAAACCAAAAAAAUGAUUCAUAGAGAGAUUUCGAACGAAAAGUGAAUUUUUCCACUCAUUUUUUAUUUUCAAGAUAUUUCGAGACGGUAGGCACGCCUGCCGACCGUCAAAUGCUCUUCCUCGGUGACUAUGUUGACCGUGGAGCUCAUUCUUUCGAAGUUCGUUCCAUUGAAAAGCUGUUGUUUGACACAACAAGUUCCAGGUCAUAAUGCUCCUCUUGUGCUACAAAGUAUUACACCCGACUAGGACACAUUUGCUGCGAGGAAAUCAUGAAUGCUUCAAGGUAUAUCACAUUAAGGGAUCACUGAGGUGCCUCAAUACCACACAAGUGACAAAUUGAAGUAUUCUAUCUGAUUAUCGGUAAAAUACAGUACUUUUCGAAAUUGAAAUGAAUUGAUAACGGAAAAAAAGAAGGUAACAUGACAGUUUACGAGCAUUAUUCUUCCAUGAAUCGAAAAAUUUCAUUUCCUCUCUUCCUUUUUUUAUGUCUUCUUCUAUAAAAAAAUAACAGUUUCAAAUCUUAAUUAAAAACAACUACUUUUUUUGAUUGUUUGCCAAUUUUUCGAAGCUCUAUCUCUAUUUUUUUAAUCCAAUAUUUGGUGUUUCAUUCGGACGAUGCUCUUUAUUUUUAUCAUUCCCAAUAUUUGAGUUCAAGUUGAGUAGAAAAAAAUUUGAAAAAAACGUUUCAAGAUGAACCGAAUCUACGGGUUUCACGAAGAGCUCAAGCGCAAGCGAUCGUUGCUGCUCUGGAGAAUUUUUUUCAGGACGUGAGAAUUUAUUUGAAUGAUUUUUAGAUUGCUCAUCGACAAUCUUGAUUAAAAUUGUAAAAAAAAGUUUUUCCUGAUUUUAAUCUUUUUUAAAAAAAGAUAGCAAGACAUUUCUGGAAUGUUAUCACUCUUCUCUCCCUUUUUAGGUGUUCAAUGAUAUGCCGCUUUGUGCCUCGAUCAGCAGACGAAUCCUGUGCAUGCACGGAGGAAUCUCAGAACAUGUCCAUAAUUGGCAAGACCUGGAGAAUUUGGACAAGCCGAGAAGGCCAAAGGUUUUUUGAUUUCCAGAUCAAAUUUGAGAAGUCAGUAAUAGUGCCAAGUUGUGACUUACCGAAAGCUUGAAAUUUCUUUGAAGCGUAGCAAAUCGACUUGGACCCGAAAGUCGGGAUUUUUUAUUUUAUUUGAUUUUUCUUUUGGAGCUUUAAAAAUAUAUCAGACUAGUUUGAACAGUUUUAGAAGACCGAUUGUCAUAGUUCAUACUGUCUCAAGAGUUUUAACUGACCUUCCGGCAUUCAAAUUCGUAUAUUACUUUUUCAAGGAGUGUGAUGAAGGAAUCGCUCUUGACCUCAUGUGGGCCGAUCCGACACAAAGCAAAUGCACGACUUUUUCAAUGAAUACGGUAUUCCUAUAGAUUCCUCCCAAGACCCACCAAACAUCUCUAUUUUUAGGCAAGGGCUAUAUCUGUCAUUUUUGGCGAAAAAGCGACCACUUCAUUUCUUGAAACUCUCAAAUUGGACAUGGUCGUUAGGGCGCACGAAGUUUCCAAGGUUUUUGAAGAAUUUGAACGAAUCCAAAUUUAUUAAAUAGUUUUUUUCAGGACGGCUUCACAUUUUUCUUCAAUAAAAAACUGGUUACCGUCUUUUCGGCCCCAUUUUAUUGUGGCACUGACGGAAACAGUGGCGCGGUUAGUUUCGGAAAUACUGAGAUUGAAACGGUUAUAGAAAUUAUUUGGAAAAAAAAGUUAGAUUUCCCCCCUGAAAAAUGAAGAUUAAUGGUUGCGAUCUGAUCAAAAACUACAAAAACUCAAAAACUUCAAAAACUACAAAAUCAAAAACUACAAAAAGAUCGACUUGGUUCAUCGAAAAGAUUAAAAAUCUGAAUUCAGAUUUAAUUAUUCGCUCCAAUCAAUGACAGGAAAUUCUAGUUUUUAAAUAUGAUUUUUUUUUCCGAUUUCUGGUAUAUCUUUUUUGGUUGACUAAAAGAUUAUGCGGCGAAUCAGAUUCAAGGGUUCCUCUGGAGCUGCUAAGUAUUCUCAAACGGCUAUUUCUACCUGAUUCGCCGCUUUUAUCUCAAAUUUAACUAUCAGAAGAUCCUUUCUUUUGUAAGUUGAAUCGACCUUUCGUUUUAUAGAUUAUGAAGCUAUCGGCUGAUUUCGCCGCUUCUUUUGUCAUUUUGAGGCCGAGACUCGUUCGCUCGCAAAUAUUGGAAAACAUCAAAGCUCUCCAAAAUAAUUACGAGGCGAUGGCUGCUCCCAGCCCUGACCCCAGGUUUUUUUUCCCCUUUAAAACCGGAAUUCCAGUGAGAAUUUAAAAAAAAAAUUUUAAUUUUCAAGGUCUCGAAUCGGAGACAAAGCGGCAGUCAAGCAAAAAACUCCAUGA